Rotaria sp. Silwood2 is the source of this 498-nucleotide messenger RNA. The record is from the annotation of a GenBank genome assembly. NCBI's taxonomy places the organism in Eukaryota, Metazoa, Rotifera, Eurotatoria, Philodinida, Philodinidae.
AUGCAAGCUCAAGCUAUUUUUCGUACAAAACUUUCAUUCAGGUUUUUAUUUAAGUUAAAGUUUUUCUUUAAAGAUCAACAUUCAAAUGAUUCAUUAGUACAUUUUAAACUUAAACUUGUAAGUAAAGCUAAUUCAGCACCAAAAGUUCGUGUAUUAUCAAAUAUAAAAGCACUUAAUAUUAAUAGUAUUGUUGUGAUAAAUAAAGAAGAACAACGAAUGAAAGCUGAAGAACGUCGAUUUAAUCAACAAUUACGACAAUGUGAAAGAGCUGCUUAUAGAGAUCUAAAACUGUCAACUAGUUACCUUGAAGAUAAUGAACAAGAAUCAUUAAAUAUAAUUAAACAAAAUAUUCAGGAAAAAUUAAAUUGUUCACAAACAUCAACUUCAAUAAAACAUCGAAAAAUUGCUUUAUCAAAUGAAGAUGAUUCAAAUAAUGAACAACAAAAUAAAAGAAAACGUGUUCAAUUUGUUGGAGAUAAUGAUGAAGAAGAACAUUAG